AUGACAGAAAACGAUAGUGAUCAUCUCUCGCAUACCGACUAUUCUUCACUAACGAGGCGAGGUGAACUAGACACGACCAAGGUCCAUUUUGAAAUAGGAUGGCACUUGACCUUGGAGAUGAAAGUCAACAAUAUUGCGCAAUAUAUCGACGCGAGCGCAGUACUUAAUGCUAAUAACCGAGUCCGAGACAUAUUGGAACCUGGUCAUGACCCACAUAGCAUGUUCAAGGAUUUCACAUAUUUGGAAGAUUUCAAAACUGCUAGAUUUAUUAAGGUGUGUUUUGUUAGCGUGUGCGUUGUCAAGGCGUGUUCAAAUAUUCUUUUACUUUCAAUGCGCAUUAUUGUGACAACAAUAUCGACUUGA
Messenger RNA from Pieris macdunnoughi, 363 nucleotides. The record is from the annotation of a GenBank genome assembly. Lineage: Eukaryota; Metazoa; Arthropoda; Insecta; Lepidoptera; Pieridae.